AUGAAGCAGGAUAAAGAAAUGCCAUUUAAUGGAGAUUUCGAAGAUAGUGAUGCAGAUGAGGAUGAUGUCUCACACGACUCUGAAAGCGAAGAAGAACAAAUAUAAGUAAAAAAGAAGAAGAAGAAAGUUGUAAAUUCUAGCAAGAAGUUAAUAAUGAAUGUUUCAGGUAUUCAGGACAUAAUUAAAUAGACACUUAGUAUCCUGUAGUUAAAUUUGUUGGAAAAAUGAUUUAUAAGUUCAAAUUGUCUUAUGUUCCUUAUCUAGAAAACAACAAUUGGGACUUUUGUUGGACUGACAAUGCUGUCCUGCCUGAAACACUCUCCAAAAUGCAACGUAUUAAUCUAAUUUCUAUGAUAAGCUCAUUAAAGAAUCAAUCAUUUUCCAGGUAUGUAUUCUCUGGCAAGGAAAAACCACUUGGGUCGUAAUCUCAAUAAAAUGCAAAAAUAAUAUCCAGAUGAAUACGACUUUUAUCCAAGAACUUGGAUGCUGCCAAGUGAAUACGGCGAUUUCAAGGCUUAGUUCCAGAAGGGCAAAGCAAAGACCUUCAUUGUAAAACCUGAAGCCUCUUGUUAAGGAAAAGGUAUCUAAUUGAUUAAAUACAAAAGGGAUAUUUUUGACUCGCUCUAUAGAUUAGAUUAACCCCCAAGAACAUUAUGUUGCGUAAAGGUAUAUUCAUAAGCCAUUAUUGAUUGAUGGAUUAAAGUUUGACCUAAGAAUGUACGUCAUGAUUUGUGGGUGUGAUCCCCUUAGGAUCUACUUGUAUAAAGAAGGGUUGGCUCGUUUUGCUACCUCAUAAUACUCCUCCCCUCAUUCGACUAAUCUUGAUGAUGUUUGUAUGCAUCUGACGAAUUAUGCAAUAAAUAAAGACAACCCAAAUUUUGUAUUUAAUGAAGACGAAAAGAAGAUGGAUGUUGGACAUAAAAGAAGUAUGACUAGUGUUUUUGAGUUGCUAAGAAUUCAAGUAAAAAUAAUAACAAAUUAUAUAGAAAUAAAAUGUAGAUUAAUUAUUGAGUGACAUCAAGGAUUUAAUUAUUAAGACCUUUUGUGCUGUUCAACCAAUUUUAUAAUAAAAUUACACGCAGGUUGAAAAUUAUGCAAACAAUAUGUGCUUUGAAAUUCUUGGUUUUGACAUAUUAAUAGAUAGUUCACUUAAACCAUAUUUAUUGGAAGUCAAUCACACGCCUAGCUUUACAACUGACACUCCUCUAGAUUCUUACAUUAAAAAGAAUCUCAUACGAGAUGCCAUUACUUUAAUGAAUAUCAAUGUGAAAACAAAGAAUGAAAUCAUCUCAUAGACGAAGGAUCAAAUGCAAAAACGAGUACUUACUGGGAAAAAGGCUAAAUUAUCAUUUGAGGAAAAGCGAGUAUUGAAGUUGCAAGCGUAGAAAGAAAGAGACGAGUAUGAAUGUAAGAAUAAAGGGGACUUUGAAUUGAUAUAUCCAUGUGAUAAAUCCUAUGAAGAAUUCUUACAACAUUCUUAGAAAUUAUACGAAGAUUGGACUGGAGCAAGUACAUUACAUUUUUAUCGCCUUAUUAGACAUAAGGAGGAAUUUGAAAAGAGACACUAUUUCUGAAUAACCAAAACCUUAAUCCUGUUCGCAGAAGCCAAUACUUACAUAGAAAAGCUAAUUGUAUAAGCAUGUCUAAAGCAAAGUCAAUACUAAUUUAUACCCUACUAAAAAUACAAAGGCUGAUUAGGAAGUCACUUAAGAGGAGCCAGAGCAAACCUUUUAGCAUGCGCAUGAACCUAUUUAAUCCUAACCUCAGCUUGAACCAGAUAAUUUUGUCACCUAUGAGGAUUAUCACUAAUCAGAGUCGCUAAAAGACUUGUACAACUUUGCAGAAAAGAGAAUCCCAGAAAUACAGCUUAUCGAUUUGAUUUAAUUUAGAAGAGCAGAAAGCAAAUAGGAUAAUUCAAGUUUCUAGAUCAUUCAAAUGAGUCAAUAGAAUUCCUUAUCGAACUUGUCUCCAUUAAUGUAGAUCAAAUCAAUUCAAGAUUCAAAGAAUGAGAAGAAGUUCUCUAUAAGGAAAAAAAAUAAACAACCCAAAUAGAUUGAUUAAGAACAAGUAAACCAUAUGAUGUUAAUUCUAGUUAUACUUUCAACCACAACCCCAUUAUCAGCCUCCGAUCUAAUAGCAUUCAAUUUCUUAUCAAUAAUAGGUGUAGAUGCAAAAUGGUUCAUUUAUCAAGCCAAAGGUUUUUAGUAUAAAAUUGUAGCAUCCUCCAAAGGGAUAUAAAUUGUAAUCACUUCCCAUUUUAAUGUAAUAAAAUUAUACAAAAUAACGGUAUGAGUAAGGAGUAUGA
Molecule: messenger RNA, 2305 nt
Organism: Paramecium octaurelia
Lineage: Eukaryota; Ciliophora; Oligohymenophorea; Peniculida; Parameciidae
Source: the annotation of a GenBank genome assembly